AUGAAACGGUUAGUGCAAUAUUUAAGGAAAUAUUCCACCAAACCCGAGCUACCACCAUGUAAUUUCACCCCCAAGAAAUACAAGGGACUUUCCUAUGAUGAGAUGACUCUAAUUAGACAACGCAAUGUAAACCCAGCGUUGACCACAUAUUACUCAAAGCCCUUGGCCCUGCACCAAGGGCACAAGCAGUGGCUGUUCGACAUCAACGGUAGAAGAUACUUGGAUAUGUUCGCAGGAGUUUGUACUGUAUCAGUAGGACACGCACAUCCGAAAAUAACCAAAGCAGCUACAGAGCAAAUGGAUACUUUGGGACACUCUACGAAUAUUUAUUAUCACACUAAAUUGCACGAAUAUGCCAAAAAACUGGCCUCUAAGCUACCGGAAAAAUUGGAGUGUAUAUAUUUCGUAUGCAGCGGUAGCGAAGCCAACGAUUUAGCAUUGCUAAUGGCUAGAUCUUACACCGGCAAGUUCGACGUCAUGUCUUUGAAGAAUUGCUACCACGGCAUGACCUAUCAAAUGAUGGGGUUGACUUCGAAUAAUUAUUACAAGUACCCCGUUCCAGGAGCAGCUGGGUUUUUCAAGACUACAAAUCCGGAUGUGUACAGAGGCUUGUGGGGUGGAAAUAAAUGCCGCGACAGUCCUGUGCAAACGGACAGGCAGUGCUCCUGCGGUACAGAAUGCGAGGCUGGUCUAAAAUACCUAGAACAAUUCAAUUACGAAUUAAUCCACGACAUCCCCAAGGGCCAACUGGCCGCUUUCUGGGCGGAAUCCAUCCAAGGAGUCGGCGGUACCGUCCAAUUCCCCAAAAACUACAUCAAAGGGGUUUACGAAAGGGUCAAAAAUCAAGGUGGACUGUACGUAGCAGACGAAGUACAAACGGGCUUCGGCCGAACCGGCGAUACUUACUGGGGUUUCGAAUCCCACGGAAUCAUCCCCGACAUCGUGACAAUGGCUAAAGGAAUCGGUAAUGGCUACCCCUUAGCCGCUGUGGCUACCACCAAAGAAAUUGCUUCUGGGUUAGCUAAAGCCGGUCAUUUCAACACCUUCGGAGGGAAUCCCGUGGCAUGUACAAUAGGAAUGACUGUUUUAGAUAUUAUAGAAGAGGAGCAGCUGCAGGAGAAUUGCAAAACGGUCGGCACGCAUUUGAUGCUGGAAUUGGAAAAAUUAAAAUCGAAAUUUCCCAUUAUCGGCGACGUGCGCGGUAAAGGUUUGAUGAUAGGAGUAGAGUUGGUUGAAGAUCGCGUGGCGAGAACUCCUUUGAAACCAGACAAAAUGAUGAAAUUCUGGGAGAACUGCCUCGACAUGGGUUUGAUUAUAGGCAAAGGAGGCGUUUUCGGAAACGUAAUAAUUCCACCAAACAUCAACCGAUUAUUUAUUAAUUCGAACGCGUUGCUUAUUUUUAGGUCAUACGCAUCAAACCGCCGAUGUGCGUUACACAACAGGACGCCGAUUUUCUCGUUAAAGUAUUCCAAGUCGCUCUGA
Molecule: messenger RNA, 1482 nt
Organism: Phyllotreta striolata
Lineage: Eukaryota; Metazoa; Arthropoda; Insecta; Coleoptera; Chrysomelidae
Source: the annotation of a GenBank genome assembly